AGUACACCUUCAGAGACAGACGGAGGAAGCAACCCAACACUUACACACCUGCCGACCUGACCGACUGACACGGCUAACACCUUACUGGUUGACCUGACACCUUCAUCAGAUCAGUGAUAUCUGUUUCCAGCUGACCCCAUGACAGUCAUUGUCUCGUCAUCAUGAGAUCACGCCACCUCUUCCUCCUGUUCUACCUCACAGCUCUCUGCUGCUACUGGGGAGCAUCAGAUGCACAACGACAUGAGACCUGCCUUACGCAAGAACUGUGUACUCAGGCUGGUGAUCCUACCUCUAACUUCCUCCAGUGUGUGGGUCUGCCAGCUACAGACACAGGGAGAGACCACCUGCAGAACCUGAAGGACACCAUCGACGCUGCCCUGGACGUCUACUCCUUCAUGAGAUCCAGUCUAUCCCAGACCCCAGUGUUCAGACUAGAGCUGGGUAUCAGUGUGAACCCAGAGGCAGAAGCCUACCAAGAUGAGGACCUGAUAAAGGUGUGGAUGGAGGUGAAACUGAAACCACUCCUCUCCAGCAUCUCCAGAGGGUUCCUAACCUGCCUCAGCAACAAGAACUUCAGCUGCAACACCUACCAGACCAUGGUGGAGGAGUUGAGUGAUCAUUUCUCAGAGAUGGAUCCGAUCAGACAGAGGUGGAUCUAUAUGUUCUUCAUGUACCCAUUCCUCUCCGGGGAGAGAGCAGGCUGUGUGAGGCCAGGGGAGAACAGUGAGGACUGGCUGAUCAGGAACUUUGGCCCGUUUAAAGCCGUCGCUCGUAUGAGGGACUUCACAGCCCUCAACAUGGUCUUUAGUGGGCUGGAGGUGCUACACCUGUUAACUCCGGAGCAGAAGGCAGAGUUGUUGUUGCAUCCGGAGGUGGAGGGACUGGAGAAUGGAACCCUGAGUCUGGUGUUCCACACCCUGAUGACAGAGGUCCACUCCCCCAUGGAGAACUCUACCUGGACCACACCAGGGUACCCCAACCCCGCCUACCCCCCCUCCUACACCCCCGCGUACCCACCAAGAGCCACGUCGGACGACCAAUACUCACCACGGCCCCCCUCACCCCAGGAGAGCCUUCGAGAGGUGGCGAACGGGUUCAUGGGCGUCUUCAGGCCUUUCGGAAGCUUGGUCAGGGAGUUUGUGUCGCUCACGCACAAAAAGCCCCUGUCUGAGAUCAGAAGCACCACUCUAACUCAGGUUGUGUUGAACUGGACUCUGGCCGAGCUGGCCGGGAACUACAGGUCCCAGGAAGACGAGCCAGAAGACUGGACGGAAGACAUAUUGGACGUAGAGGACUGGUAUGACCACGUAGUGGUGCCUGUUCUCCGCCGUGUCCUGCCCACCGACCAGACGCACAUACCUGGCAGCCUCAAGGCCGUUUUCCACAAAGUGUUCUACCUGAACUCAGACAUGGACAGCAUGGACAAUGACAAUAUGGCCCAAGACAUAUGUAGCAUCACCCUAGAGGAGAAGUCAUGUGGGUUGACCAAUGCUGUGGAGAAAGUGGCGCGCGUCCUGCACUGUGUUGCCCGUAGCAACUUGACGUUGUCGGAGGAGACUGUUAUGCGUCUGGUCGUGGAGCUGACCGGGCGGCUCAACUCAUUGGUCCAGAAGUUCUCCACCGCGAACUUCAGUGAGGUGGCACACCACUUCCAGGAGGUGUUUGGCCAGGCAGACUCCCCGGCUCUGACCCUGGAGAAUCUCAACGACCCAGACUUCAUCAGGCUCUGGUUCCAGAUCAAACUGAAGCCCCUGCUUCCCUCCGUCCCCCCCGGCCUUCUCUCCUGCCUCAGCACCAAGAACUUCACCUGCCCCGUCUACCAAGCCCUUGUGGAGGAGCUGAGUGAACAAAUGAAGCUGAUGGACCAGGAGGACGAGCAGAUGUAUGAAAUGCAGGGUCACGUGAUCUACAAACAGUUCCUGUUGCCCUUCCUGUUGAAUCACAACUCCUCAGACCCACAGUGCAUCUCUUCAGCCAGUAGCAGUGCAGACUGGCUGAUCAAGAACUUUGGUGGAUUCUCUGCAUUCGCUCCUCUGAGGGAUUUCUAUGAUCUAAAUGCUCAUUUCUCUGCUUUGUCAGCCCUGGAGGUUCUCUCUCCAAAGCAGACAGCAGAGCUGGUGGUGUUGCCUCUUCCUGGUCUUCCAGGGAAAGAUGUCAUCAUCAACACAGUGUUUGACUUCCUGACCGAGUCACCAAAGGAGAGGAAACUCCCUGACUUCCUGUACCACCUCAUAAGGCUGUCUGCGGAGACAACGAUGCCCUGCAAAUCGUACAAAAUCAUCUUUGAGCGUCUGUACCAGGCCGUAUCGUCUGCAUCUCCAGAGAUGGAGCCAGUCGUCUGGGCCAACAUAGACAACCUGAUGCAGACCGCUCCAGAAGGUUGUGGAUUGGAUGAACAGUGCCCAUCAACACCAUUUAAUUAUACCAGAGUCUGUGCUGGAGUCAACAGCUAUCCACUACAACACCACCUGCACACGGGGAAUAUGACAGAAGUUCUAUGCAAUUUCAGCUUGGAACAGUAUGCUUGUUCACAGCUGAAAGACUUCACUGCAGAACACCUGGUGUCUCUUCUGAGAUGUAACCUGCCCGGCAACUCCUCUCACUCUAAAGAGACGUGGAAGGUUCUCCUCACCAAACUGACCUCUGUCUUAGACCAAGCUCUGGACAUGUUCUCUAAUAUGUCCAAACCUGUCAUUGGUCCAGCAGUAUCCCAGGUGCUGGAUGUGAUUGGAGAGAUCCGGGUCAACAGACUGACUGAGGAUCAGCUGAGAGACAGUGAUGUCAUCAGGAAGUGGUUCUCUGAGCGUCUGAGACUGUUCCUGCCGUCUGCAUCAGGAGGGUUUCUGCACUGCCUCAGCACCAAGAACCUCAGCUGUGACUCGUAUCAACAGAUACUGAGGGAGUUCAGCAAUCAAUUUGACCAAAUGGACCAGAUGAGACAAGAGCUGGUGGUCAAAUACUUCAUCCAGCCCUUCCUGACCAAAAACUCCUCAGACUCUGGCUGUGUGUUCAACUCUAACAGCAGUGUGACCUGGCUGCAGAAGAACCUGGGACGGUUUUCAGUCCUGCUGUCCCUCAGUGACCUGUUGAAACUCAACACAGACUUCUCUCCUUUGUCAGCCCUGGAGGUUCUCUCUCCAAAGCAGACAGCAGAGCUGGUGGUGUUGCCUCUUCCUGGGCUUCCAGGGAAAGAUGUCAUCAUCAACACAGUGUUUGACUACCUGACUGAGUCACCAAAUGAGAGGAGACUCCCUGAGUUCCUGUACCACCUCGUCAGGCUCUCUGAAGAGAUGAUGCUACCAUGUGACAGCUUUAAGACCAUCUUUGAGCGUCUGUACCAGGCCUUAGCGUCUGCACCUCCGGAGAUGGAGCCAGUUAUUCAGGCCAUUAUAGACAACCUGAUGCAGACCGCUCCAGAAGAUUGCUUGCCAGUGAAUAUGAAGUGUCCAAUAACACCAGCGAACGAUACCAGAGUCUGUGAAGGAAAUGCCAGUGAUUCGCUACAAAGCUAUUUGGCGACAUCAAAUACAACGAACGUGCCCUGUAACUUUACCCUGGAGGAGUAUGCCUGUGCAUCGCUGAAAGACUUCACUGCAGAACACCUGGUGUCUCUUCUGAAAUGUAACCUGCCCGGCAACUCUUCUCACUCUAAAGAGACGUGGAAGGUUCUCCUCACCAAACUGACCUCUGUCUUAGACCAAGCUCUGGACAUGUUCUCCAAUAUGUCCAAACCUGUCAUUGGUCCAGCAGUAUCCCAGGCGCUGGAUGUGAUUGGAGAGAUCCGGGUCAACAGACUGACUGAGGAUCAGCUGAGAGACAGUGAUGUCAUCAGGAAGUGGUUCUCUGGGCGUCUGAGACUGUUCCUGCCGUCUGCAUCAGGAGGGUUUCUGCACUGCCUCAGCACCAAGAACCUCAGCUGUGACUCUUACCAACAGAUACUGAGGGAGUUCAGCAAUCAAUUUGACCAAAUGGACCAGAUGAGACAAGAGUUGGUGGUCAAAUACUUCAUCCAGCCCUUCCUGACCAAAAACUCCUCAGACUCUGGCUGUGUGUCCAACUCUAACAGCAGUGUGACCUGGCUGCAGAAGAACCUGGGACGGUUUUCAGUCCUGCUGUCCCUCAGCGACCUGUUGAAACUCAACACAGACUUCUCUCCUUUGUCGGCCCUGGAGGUUCUCUCUCCAAAGCAGACAGCAGAGCUGGUGGUGUUGCCUCUUCCUGGGCUUCCAGGGAAAGAUGUCAUCAUCAACACAGUGUUUGACUUCCUGUCUAAGUCACCAAAGGAGAGGAGACUCCUGAGUUCCUACUCCAGUCGGCUGCACGGUGUACCAGACCAUAUUAAAGAGACCAAACUUUUAAAUGACAUUGUUUUUGUUUUCCACAGUUUUGUGAGGCUGUACCAAGCCAUGUCAGCGUUGCCUCAAGAGAUGGAGCCAAUCGUCUGGGCCAGUGUUUAUGACCUCACAGAAUCUGCACCAAUGGUGUCCAGUGUCAUCACACAAUGCUCUGCUCUACAACAGCUCUUGGACUCUGGGAUCUCGACGGGACGUCUAUGUGACUACAGCAUCAAACAAUACGCCUGCUCACAGCUGAAAGACCUCAAAGCUGAGAACCUGGUCACACUGCUGAAAUGUAAACUAUCAGAGAACAACACAGACUCCAAAGAGACCUGGAAGCUGUUCUUCACCAAAGCUUCUGCAGUUCUGGAUCAGGCUCUUGUACUUCUCUCCAACCAGUCUGAGCCUGUGAUUGGCCCAGCACUAUCCCAGGUGCUGGAUGUGAUUGGAGAGAUCAGGGUCAACAGACUGACUGAGGAUCAGCUGAGAGACAGUGAUGUCUUCAGGAAGUGGUUCUCUGGGCGUCUGAGACUGUUCCUGCCGUCUGCAUCAGGAGGGUUUCUGCACUGCCUCAGCACCAAGAACCUCAGCUGUGACUCUUAUCAAGCUGUGGUGAAGGAGUUUGGAGCCCAGUUUGAUCACAUGAACCUAGAGCAGCAGCAGCUGGUUCUGAAGGAGCUGGUCAUCCCCUUCCUGUCUCGACCCACAUCAGCGAACCUGUUGAAACUCAACACAAACUUCUCUCCUUUGUCGGCCCUGGAGGUUCUCUCUCCAAAACAGACAGCAGAGCUGGUGGUGUUGCCUCUUCCUGGGCUUCCAGGGAAAGAUGUCAUCAUCAACACAGUGUUUGACUACCUGACCGAGUCACCAAAGGAGAGGAGACUCCCUGAGUUCCUGUACCACCUCGUCAGGCUCUCUGAAGAGAUGAUGCUACCAUGUGACAGCUUUAAGACCAUCUUUGAGCGUCUGUACCAGGCCUUAGCGUCUGCACCUCCGGAGAUGGAGCCAGUUAUUCAGGCCAUUAUAGACAACCUGAUGCAGACCGCUCCAGAAGAUUGCUUGCCAGUGAAUAUGAAGUGUCCAAUAACACCAGCGAACGAUACCAGAGUCUGUGAAGGAAAUGCCAGUGAUUUGCUACAAAGCUAUUUGGCGACAUCAAAUACCACGAACGUGCCCUGUAACUUUACCCUGGAGGAGUAUGCCUGUGCAUCGCUGAAAGACUUCACUGCAGAACACCUGGUGUCUCUUCUGAAAUGUAACCUGCCCGGCAACUCUUCUCACUCUAAAGAGACGUGGAAGGUUCUCCUCACCAAACUGACCUCUGUCUUAGACCAAGCUCUGGACAUGUUCUCCAAUAUGUCCAAACCUGUCAUUGGUCCAGCAGUAUCCCAGGCGCUGGAUGUGAUUGGAGAGAUCCGGGUCAACAGACUGACUGAGGAUCAGCUGAGAGACAGUGAUGUCAUCAGGAAGUGGUUCUCUGGGCGUCUGAGACUGUUCCUGCCGUCUGCAUCAGGAGGGUUUCUGCACUGCCUCAGCACCAAGAACCUCAGCUGUGACUCUUACCAACAGAUACUGAGGGAGUUCAGCAAUCAAUUUGACCAAAUGGACCAGAUGAGACAAGAGUUGGUGGUCAAAUACUUCAUCCAGCCCUUCCUGACCAAAAACUCCUCAGACUCUGGCUGUGUGUCCAACUCUAACAGCAGUGUGACCUGGCUGCAGAAGAACCUGGGACGGUUUUCAGUCCUGCUGUCCCUCAGCGACCUGUUGAAACUCAACACAGACUUCUCUCCUUUGUCGGCCCUGGAGGUUCUCUCUCCAAAGCAGACAGCAGAGCUGGUGGUGUUGCCUCUUCCUGGGCUUCCAGGGAAAGAUGUCAUCAUCAACACAGUGUUUGACUUCCUGUCUAAGUCACCAAAGGAGAGGAGACUCCCUGAGUUCCUGUACCACCUCUCCAGGCUGUCUGUGGUGACUCCAGUCGGCUGCACGGUGUACCAGACCAUUUUUGUGAGGCUGUACCAAGCCAUGUCAGCGUUGCCUCAAGAGAUGGAGCCAAUCGUCUGGGCCAGUGUUUAUGACCUCACAGAAUCUGCACCAAUGGAUUGUUCUCUGGUACCAGUUAACCAACAGUGUCCAGUGUCAUCACACAAUGCAACAAGAGUCUGUGCCGGAGUUGACAGCUCUGCUCUACAACAGCUCUUGGACUCUGGGAUCUCGACGGGACGUCUAUGUGACUACAGCAUCAAACAAUACGCCUGCUCACAGCUGAAAGACCUCAAAGCUGAGAACCUGGUCACACUGCUGAAAUGUAAACUAUCAGAGAACAACACAGACUCCAAAGAGACCUGGAAGCUGUUCUUCACCAAAGCUUCUGCAGUUCUGGAUCAGGCUCUUGUACUUCUCUCCAACCAGUCUGAGCCUGUGAUUGGCCCAGCACUAUCCCAGGUGCUGGAUGUGAUUGGAGAGAUCAGGGUCAACAGACUGACUGAGGAUCAGCUGAGAGACAGUGAUGUCAUCAGGAAGUGGUUCUCUGGGCGUCUGAGAGCGUUUCUGCCGUCUGCAUCAGGAGGGUUUCUGCACUGCCUCAGCACCAAGAACCUCAGCUGUGACUCUUACCAAGCUGUGGUGAAGGAGUUUGGAGCCCAGUUUGAUCACAUGAACCUGGAGCAGCAGCAGCUGGUUCUGAAGGAGCUGGUCGUCCCCUUCCUGUCUCGACCCACAUCAGACUCUGGCUGUGUGUCCAACUCUAACAGCAGUGUGACCUGGCUGCAGAAGAACCUGGGACGGUUUUCAGUCCUGGUGUCCCUCAGUGACCUGUUGAAACUCAACACAGACUUCUCUCCUUUGUCAGCCCUGGAGGUUCUCUCUCCAAAGCAGACAGCAGAGCUGGUGGUGUUGCCUCUUCCUGGUCUUCCAGUGAAAGAUGUCAUCGUCAACACAGUGUUUGACUACCUGACUGAGUCACCAAAGGAGAGGAGACUCCCUGAGUUCCUGCAACAACUUGUCAGCCUGACCAAACAGGAAAAUAUCCCUUGUGCCUCCUACAAGAUCAUUUUCACCAGACUGGAUCAGGCCGUACCCACUGUUACCAUGGAGAUAGAGUCCGCCCUCACCUCCAGCAAGACGGCUUUACUACAGACCGUCCCAUCAGGUUGCAUUGUAUACAGUGGAGAGUGCAAUGUCACCCCAGUUAAUGAGACAAAAGUUUGUGCUGGUGUCAACAGCACUGCUCUACAGGGUCGCCUUGACAACGGGCAGAUCAGCGGAGUCCUCUGUGAUUUCGGCGUCGAUGUUUACGCUUGUGGCUCGCUGUCUAUGUUGACAUCGGAAAACUUGGUGAGCCUGUUGAAGUGUAAGCUGUCUGGUAACACCAGCCACUCAGCACAGAUCUGGAAACUGUUCUUCUCUAAGGUCUCGGUGGUCCUGAACUCAGCCCUGGAUCUCUUUUUCAACACCGUGAGAUAA
Oncorhynchus gorbuscha (pink salmon) is the source of this 7799-nucleotide messenger RNA. RefSeq lists its product as uncharacterized. The record is from RefSeq and is a predicted model, not a curated record. Bases 162 to 7799 code for a protein of 2545 amino acids. Lineage: Eukaryota; Metazoa; Chordata; Actinopteri; Salmoniformes; Salmonidae. The transcript is spliced from 77 exons.